Molecule: messenger RNA, 1727 nt
Organism: Momordica charantia (bitter melon)
Lineage: Eukaryota; Viridiplantae; Streptophyta; Magnoliopsida; Cucurbitales; Cucurbitaceae
Source: RefSeq, a predicted model, not a curated record
CUCUUCAAUUGCCCACUUGGAAACAAAAGUUGUCGUACCUGAAGAUUUCUCACAACAAUUUUAGUGGUCAACUACCCAAUAAUGUUGGCCUCUUUCUACCUGAAGUUGAUUACUUCAAUAUAUCAAGCAAUAGCUAGCAAUAGCUUCGAAGGUAAUCUUCCUCCAUAUAUGGAACAAAUGGAAUACAUGUCCUACUUGGAUCUAUCAAAGAACAAAUUUUCUGGAAAUUUACAAAUGUCUAUGUUCAACAAUAUGUCUGAUCUACAAUGUUUGCUGCUUGGAAGCAACAGCUUUAGUGGAAGCAUUGAGUAUGGGUGGAACAAUAGCAUGGUAAAUAUGGUUGUGAUGGAUAUAUCAAAUAAUAUGAUUUCAGGAAAAGUUCCUAGUUGGAUUGGGAGUUUGAGAAGUCUUCAAUAUCUCGGAAUAUCAAAAAAUCAAUUUGAAGGUGAACUUCCUGUUGGAAUUUGCUCUCUUCAUCAACUUAAGUUCUUGGAUGUCUCUCAAAAUAAAUUAUUUGGUAUGCCCUCUUGCCUCGACUCUUCGUCAUUGAUUUACUUAUGCAUGCGGGAGAAUUGCUUCUUAGGGCCUAUACCACAUGCAAUUUCAAAUGGCUCGAAGUUGGAAGUUCUUGAUCUCAGCUACAACUAUCUUUCAGGACCUAUUCCUAAUUGGAUUCACAAACUUACGAGACUACGAGUUCUUUUGUUGAAGAUGAAUCAAUUGCAAGGUUCAAUUCCCCAACAAUUAUGCGAAGUUAGAAAAUUAAAUAUUAUAGAUUUUUCAAAUAAUAAACUCAAUGGAUCAAUACCUCCUUGCUUAAAUACUAUGACAUUUGGGGCGAUAAAAGGUAGUAAAUAUUCAACUGUUGAAAAAAUGGCUGAUUUCGUUCGUGGGACUGAUUUUCAACCUAGAUAUUUUGGAAGUUAUUUCGGAAAUUUCCUACAACAUGAGUCUGUGRAAGUMACASGACAGAUCGAAGUGGAAUUUACURCGAAGAGUAGGUUCGACAUUUAUAAAGGGAAUAUUCUAGAAUAUAUGUCUGGACUUGAUCUAUCACAUAAUCAACUAACAGGUAACAUUCCACCGCAAAUUGGAGACUUGCUACAAAUUCAUGCUUUGAAUUUUUCGCACAAUAAGUUGGUCGGACCUAUACCAAAUGAAAUCUCCAAUUUAAAACAAUUGGAGAGUUUGGGUCUUUCCAAUAACUUUUUGAGUGGAAACAUCCCUUCAGAACUAGUCGGACUCAAUGCGCUUGCUAUCUUCAACGUGUCAUUCAAUAAUUUGUCGGGUAUGAUCCCUACAUCACCRCACUUCUCGACAUAUCCUGCAAGCAGUUAUUUUGGUAAUUAUCAUCUCUGUGGAUCAUAUAUUGAAGAAAAAUGCUCAAGACCUAUUUUACCACCAGACAACCAAUUUAUAAAGUCGAGAGAAGAACAUGGAUCAUUCAUUGAUUUACAAGCAUUCUGGUGGAGCUUUAGUGCUUCCUAUGUCACAAUAUUGUUGGGAUUUGUAGUAGUUCUUUACAUCAACCCUCAAUGGCGUGAAGCAUGGUUUUAUUUUAUUGAAGAUUGUUGUUCUUACUUUUGCAAGUGUAUUUGAAACAUAUUCUUCUCGUGUCAAACUUGAAAAAUCACUCCGUCUUUGGUUCAUGUAAUUUCUUAGUCACUUUGUCUUCCUUUUCUGAUGUAGCAAUUGGAUGCAAAAGUUAUGUAAAUGGGUGUGCUAGA